GAAUGAAACUCUGCCUCAAAAGGAAAAAAAAACUGGGGGAGAAGGUAGCCUGGAUAUUCCUUUCAACUCUAAACUUUAAUUCUGUGAACAGCAGGGAUGAGGGAGAGGAUGAGGCUCCUUCCUUAUUGGACAAAACCCCAUUGGUACUAAAUGCUCCCAGGCUCCCUUGCCUAGGAAGGUAUCCCCAGAACAGUGGGAAGUCUGGUUUCACAACUGGGGACCACCAGCUCAGGAUCUCAUGAGGCCCCAGGACCCUCUGAGCAGGGGCCCAGAUGCUCAUCCCUGCAGGCCAGAUUGGCCCUUACAUUGCCCAAGUCAUUCUCGUUCCUGUCGAUUGGUUGGUGGCAGCAAGGAACAAGCCUCUAGGUCCACUUACCAGCAACUGGGGGAACUGAGCCUCUUGCAGAGAAUGAGAGCCCCAUGUCUACUCUAGGAAAUGAGCUUUUUAAUUUAACUGGUCAGGCCUCAACCCACAUUAGGGGUUCACGACCAUUGUACAGACAGCCGUAGCCAGCUGUUCACAGCCCAGACAGACUUGUCCUAUCUAGACAGCCCCUCCUCCCAGCUCUGGGACCUGUCUGGCUGUGAGCUCCCAGGAGGUCCCAGGGGUGUGACCUCCCUCCCUCCUUCCCUCUCCACUCCUUACCUCCUCCCUCCACUCCAGGCUAUAAAGCUGCCCAGGCUUGGCUCUCAGCACAUCCAGCUGCCUAAGACCCUCCUUCAGCCAUCUCGAGGGACAUUCCCAUUCUGUCCACUGCUCCUUCCAGGCAGUGCCAUGCGACCCCUGUGGCUCUGCUGGGCACUCUGGGUGCUGCCCCUGGCCGGCCCCGGGACGGCCCUGACUGGGGAGCAGCUCCUGGGCAGCCUGCUGCAGCAGCUGCAGCUCAGCGAGGCGCCGGUACUGGACAGGGCCGACAUGGAGGAGCUGGUCAUCCCUGCCCACGUGAGGGCCCAAUACGUGACCCUGCUGCAGCGCAGCCACGGGGACCGCUCCCGCGGCAAGAGGUUCAGCCAGAGCUUCCGAGAGGUGGCCGGCAGGUUCCUGGCGUCGGAGGCCAGCACCCACCUGCUGGUGUUCGGCAUGGAGCAGCGGCUGCCGCCCAACAGCGAGCUGGUGCAGGCCGUACUGCGGCUCUUCCAGGAGCCGGUCCCCAAGGCCACGCUGCACAGGCACGGGCGGCUGUCCCCGCGCAGCGCCCGGGCCCGGGUGACCGUCGAGUGGCUGCGCGUCCGCGACGACGGCUCCAACCGCACUUCUCUCAUCGACUCCAGGCUGGUGUCCGUCCACGAGAGCGGCUGGAAGGUCUUCGACGUGACUGAGGCCGUGAACUUCUGGCAGCAGCUGAGCCGGCCCCGGCAGCCGCUGCUGCUACAGGUGUCGGUGCAGAGGGAGCAUCCGGGCCCACUGGCGUCCGGCGCCCACAAGCUGGUCCGCUUUGCCUCGCAGGGGGCGCCGGCCGGGCUUGGGGAGCCCCAGCUGGAGCUGCACACCCUGGACCUCGGAGACUACGGAGCUCAGGGCGACUGUGACCCUGAAGCACCAGUGACCGAGGGCACCCGUUGCUGCCGCCAGGAGAUGUACAUUGACCUGCAGGGGAUGAAGUGGGCCGAUAACUGGGUGCUGGAGCCCCCGGGCUUCCUGGCUUAUGAGUGUGUGGGCACCUGCCAGCAGCCCCCGGAGGCCCUGGCCUUCAAGUGGCCGUUUCUGGGGCCACGACAGUGCAUCGCCUCGGAGACUGCCUCGCUGCCCAUGAUCGUCAGCAUCAAGGAGGGAGGCAGGACCAGGCCCCAGGUGGUCAGCCUGCCCAACAUGAGGGUGCAGAAGUGCAGCUGUGCCUCAGAUGGAGCGCUCGUGCCAAGGGGACUCCAGCCAUAGGCGCCUGGUGUAGCCACCGAGGGACUUGACUUGUGUGUGUUUCUGAAGUGUUCUAGGGUACCAGGAGAGCUGGUGAUGACUGAAUUGCUGAUGGACAAAUGCUCUGUGCUCUCUAGUGAGCCCUGAAUUUGCUUCCCUUGACAAGUUACCUCACCUAGUUUGUGCUUCUCAGGAAUGAGAGUCCUUGGCCACUGGGGAGCCCUUGCUCAGUUUUCUCUAUUCUUAUUAUUCGCUGCACUAUAUUCUAAGCACUUACAUGUGGAGAUACUGUAACCUGAGGGCAGAAACCCCAAUGUGUCAUUGUUUACUUGUCCUGUCACUGGAUCUGGGCUAAACUCCUCCACCACUAUGGACCUAAGACCUGGGGUUAAGUGUGGGUUGUGCAACCCCAACUCAGAUAAUAAAGACUUUGUAAAACAUGAAUAAAACACAUUUUAUUCUGUA
Messenger RNA from Macaca mulatta (Rhesus monkey), 2320 nucleotides. RefSeq names its product left-right determination factor 1 (gene LEFTY1). Gene Ontology annotation, biological process: anterior/posterior axis specification. Gene Ontology annotation, molecular function: growth factor activity; transforming growth factor beta receptor binding; cytokine activity. The record is from RefSeq and is a predicted model, not a curated record. Gene Ontology annotation, cellular component: extracellular region. NCBI's taxonomy places the organism in Eukaryota, Metazoa, Chordata, Mammalia, Primates, Cercopithecidae.